AAGUGUACUGUCUCCCAUUUACCCUACAGUCAGUCAGUCUGGGUGUGGUGUGCUGUGCUGUGGUCUGGGUGGAUACCAGAGUAUCACUCCAAAACGGAACUCUCAGGGCGUGGUCAGUCACAGUCUGAUACGGUCGUGCUACUGCUGAGCUCGAGUGUCAUCAGUAAGGAGAGAAGAAGAAGUUGGAUAGUUGGAGGAGGAAGAGGUCUGCUGCAGUCUAAGGCAGAAGCAGAUUGUCUUUGGUGAACAGGGAAGGAGAGGCUGGAUAGUUAGAGGAGAAGAGGACCAGACCAAAAGAUUACCUGCUUUUACUUAUUAUGUUUCUAGAGGAUGUAACAUAACGACAGAAGACAGGGGGAUGUGAACAGAAGACAGGGGGAUCUGAACAGAAGAUAGAGCGAUCUGAACAGAAGACAGGGGGAUCUGAACAGAAGACAGAGGGAUCUGAACAGAAGACAGAGGGAUCUGAACAGAAGACAGGGGGAUCUGAACAGAAGACAGAGGGAUCUGAACAGAAGACAGGGGGAUCUGAACAGAAGACAGAGGAAUCUGAACAGAAGACAGAGGGGAUCUGAACAGAAGACAGAGGAAUCUGAACAGAAGACAGGGGGAUCUGAACAGAGAAGUAGAAGAUGAGACUGGUGAAUAAUAGAGCUCAACUCUUUUUGAAGCAUUGCCUUUUUUCCAGUACUUUUAGAAUGUGUUGCAAAAAGUACUGGUAACUAACUCCCUGCAUGACUCACUGCAUGACGAAAUGCUAUUUCUGGUUACUUUUUCCAUGCUGAUGUUUCUUCCCCACAAAAUAUUUUCGAGCUCUGGCAUGUGGUAUCCCCAUUAAAACCCUUCAACGUUUGGAGGAUCUAUCAAAGAUUAUAAAUACUCAAACUUCCAUCAACUGUUACAGCGGCUACAAAAAGAGGUUUUAAUUUGAGAUGCCUUUUUCUUAUUUGUCAAGUUAUUUUCCUUUGGAGCAGAGGCAGGGUGUGUUUCUUCAGGUGUAUAGAUGUAUUAUUUCCCAUCAACACUGAAUGGCCACAUUGUGAUGGACUAACACAGCAUUACCUGGAUUGGAGACAGGUUAAAGUCCAUGACAUGCAUUAAACUGAACGGUAUGUGGGGAGAUCGCUGACUGUGCUUUGGACCUGAAUCAUAUUAGUUCUGAUUUAUUUUUACAUGAUUUAAACCUGCAUUUGAUAAAGAUCUCAACCAUGAACGGAGUGAACACUAACGACAACACUGACGCCGCUCAGGGGAAGGCCUCUUCCAACUCAUUCCUUGACAGAUUCUCCACCGUCUUUACUCACCCAGACAGGUCAGAGUCUCAGCGGCCUGACGACAUGAUGGCGGUCCUGAAGUUCUUCCAGACUCUCUCUGAAGAGAGCGAGACAGACACUUCUCCCAACACUUCUCCUGGGAACAUCCACAGCAGUCAUGAAGUUGUUGAAGUCAAUGGAAAUGAGAGGACAGAAGGAAAGGAUUCAAGUGCAGUAGGUGUGGUGCAGAAGAAUGGAGAAUCCACCACUACCACCACAGUUAUGGAACAUGACAGCAUGAAUGGAACUCUGGGCCAGAUGACUGUAGUACCGAGGAACAUGGACUCAGAAAAGGAAGAGAAUGCAAACAGCAACUGUCUUGUCCAACCAGAAGACAUCAUUUCAGAGUCUCAUUUAGGUAUAUAUGGUGAGUCAACAGACCAACCAGAUGAUUGCAUUUCAGAAAGGCUGUCCUACUUACAAGGAUAUAGUGGGUCAACUGACCCUGUUGAACAGAGAGUGAUGAUAAACAAACAUAGGAACAGUGUGUCUUCAGAGGACUGCAGUAUGAAGGAGCCUAUAGACACACAAAAUACCACAGACACAGCCAAUCAGGACAUGACAACUGACUGUCCCAGUACAGACAAGUUGGAAUCAACUGACCAGCACAGUCAGUGUGUGUCAACAAACAACCGUCAUCAAGAUAGGGUCACAAACAAUUAUGAUAAAGACAAAGUCAAGGAGAUGAAGCACACAGAGGUGUCGACAGACAACUACAACAGGCUGGCCUGGUUAACAGACAGUGAAACCAAUCCACGAGCCAGAAGUUAUCAGGAAAUAUUUACAUAUGAUAACCACAGCCAAGACUCACCUGCUGACAGCAAAGACUUACCUGCUGCUGAUGUUGUAGCCACAGACCUUGCUAACCCCUCUGCAGUAAUGGCUGGGGAACCUGCUACUAGUACACCACUACCUUCAAACACCAGAAAACUGGUGAUAACCAUGACCAGGACUGAGCCUAUAUCUGAUGACCGGCAGCAUACAGUCUCUGAAACUGAGAGCCUGUUAGAGGCUGGAGAUCCUGAAACUGAGAGCCUGUUAGAGGCUGGAGAUCCUGAAACUGAGAGACAGUUAGAGGCUGGAGAGGCUGAAACUGAGAGUCUGUUAGAGGCUGGAGAGGCUGAAACUGAGAGACUGUUAGAAGCUGGAGAUCCUGAAACUGAGAGUCUGUUAGAGGCUGGAGAGGCUGAAACUGAGAGACUGUUAGAAGCUGGAGAGGCUGAAACUGAGAGCCUGUUAGAGGCUGGAGAUCCUGAAACUGAGAGUCUGUUAGAGGCUGGAGAGGCUGAAACUGAGAGUCUGUUAGAAGCUGGAGAGGCUGAAACUGAGAGACUAUUAGAAGCUGGACAGGCUGAAACUGAGAGCCUGUUAAAGGCUGGGGAGACUGUUAAUGCACUGGUCGAGGAACUUCCUCACGCAUCUGUUCCUGUGUCUGAGAUCACAGCCCAUUCUACAGCCCAGUCCUCUCAGCCCUGUAGCCCCCAGGAUGGAGUCCCAACCCCAGCCCCAGCCAGUCCCCAGGAUGGAGUCCCAACCCCAGCACCAGCCAGUCCCCAGGAUGGAGUCCCAACCCCAGCACCAGCCAGUCCCCAGGAUGGAGUCCCAACCCCAGCACCAGCCAGUCCCCAGGAUGGAGCCCCAACCCCAGCACCAGCCAGUCCCCAGGACGGGCUCCCAGCACCAGCCAGUCCCCAGGAUGGGCUCCCAGCCUUAACCCCAGGUCCAACCAGUGGCCCUCCCUCUGGCACCAUCUCCACCAGAACCACCUUCUCCCCCGGUUCCCCCGUGGACAAGCCCCUCCAAUUCCCUGCCUUGUUCAGUGGUCUGAGGAUCCCAAAGAAGGGGGCGACAGUGCCGGAACAGGACAUAGUGGGCAAGAUCAAAACAUCAACCCCAGCAGGCCUGAGUGUGGACAAGCUUGUGAGGAGAAAGCUGAAGGCAGUUCGCAGGAGGCAGGGGAGCUUCUUGGACCAGCUCUCCCAGUUCCUGAACCUGGAGAAGGAUGUUAACAGUAAGACAGAGGAGUUUACAGGAGAGGACAGGAGGGAGUUUACAGGAAAGGAGAGGAAGGAGUCUACAGAAGAGGAGAGGAGGAAGUAUUCAGGAGAGGACAGGAGGGAGUCUACAGGAGAGGAGAGGAGGGAAUCUUCAGGAGAGGACAGGUGGGAGUCUACAGCAGAGUACAGGAGGGAGUCAGAACCCUCAGACGAGACCGAAGGAGUCAGAGUUGAACCUGAGGAUGGGAUGGAGGAGAAGGAGAAGGAGAAGACAGAACAGGAAGAGGGAGGAGAACAGCAGAAAACAGGAGAGGAGAAAAAGACAGACCAGGACACAGAGAAAGAGAAGACUGAAGUUCUGUCUUUGAUAGAGCCUCCGGAAUCUUCAGAACCUUCACAGACUCUAGAAUUCUCAGAACUUUUAGAACCUCAGAAGCCUCCUCCCUCCAGUGCUGAGGUGGCGUUCGAUGCCUUCAAGGCCUUCUUCAUCCCCAGGCCCCUGAGGAGAGAGGGAGACAGGGGCGACCAGGAGGCAAAGAGGAAGGCCUGGAUCUUUGAGAGAACCUCCAAGACUCCUGAAAAGAAAAACAUCACUGACUCAAAACCGGAGGCAUCGAUCUCAGGUGAUGGAGAGGACCGGUCCACCCCAGGCCGUCUGCAGGCCAUCUGGCCCCCGACUAAGGAGGAGAAGGUUGGACUGAAAUACACAGAAGCAGAACACCAGGCAGCCCUCCUGCAGCUGAAGAGAGAAUGCAACGAGGAGGUGGAGAAAAUACAGGAGGACUAUAGGAAGCAGCUGCGCCAGCUGAGAGGGGACAACGAAGAGUGUGUAUCCCAUCUGGAGGUCACCUUGGCCAGGCUACAAAGUGACUUGGCCCUGGGUGCCCACCACCGCCGUGGAGACCUCCGAGACGUGGCCGUAUCCACGGGAGAUGACCUCUCAUCCCGGGCCUUCCACACUGUGUGCGUCCAGACGGACCACAUGACCUUCCCCCAACCCCCCCUCAACUUGCCUAAGAGACUGGACCUGGCUUCUAUCAGUCUAAAUCUGUCUGGACAGGCUACCGCUCCCUCUUCUUCCCCCGUUCAUCUCCCUCUACCUCCUGCUCCUCCACUCCCACUAUCCGAGCCACCUGCACCUCAUGAAGGCUUAUUAUCAGGCAACCUAGCCCUUCCUCCCCCUCCUCCUCCUCCUCUUCCUUUCCUUCCUGCUCUAACCCAGACCCAGGGACUCGACGGGCCCCCUCCAUCUCUUCCACCCCCUCCACCAGGGUCCGCCCCUCCACCUCCACCCCCUCCACCAGGCUGUGGCCCCCCACCACCUCCCCCUCCAGGGUGUCUGACCUUCAGUACCAUGCUAGAUAAACCCCCCAGGAAGCCGGCUGUGCAACCAGCCUGCCCCAUGAAGCCUCUCUACUGGACCAGGAUACAGACACAGGACAACAAUAAAGACACACUGUGGAACUCUCUUGAGGAACCCGACAUCAUCAACACCACAGAGUUUGAAGACCUGUUCUCCAAGACCACCAUACAGACCAAGAGAAGACCUCUGGCAGAGGCCUAUGAGAAGAAAGCCAAGGCCAAGAAGAUCAUGAAGCUUCUGGAUGGGAAGCGUUCCCAGGCCGUUGGGAUACUCAUCUCUAGUCUGCACCUGGAGAUGAAGGACAUACAGCAAGCUGUGCUGAAUGUGGACAACUCCGUAGUGGACGUGGAAACCAUCCAGGCUUUAUACGAAAACAGAGCCCAGCCUGAUGAGCUGGAGCGGAUAAAGAAACACUACCAAACUUUCGAGGAGGAGCAGGUCAAGCUGCUGGACAAACCUGAACAGUUCCUGUUUGAGUUAUCUCAGAUACCAGACUUCCCAGACAGGGCUUCAUGUAUCAUCUUCCAGUCUGUCUUCAUAGACGCCAUCGCCUCCAUUCAGCACAAGUUGGACAUUGUCUCUCGCGUCUGCAAGGAUCUGAUGGACACCUCCAGUGUGAGGGAAGUGAUGGGUCUGAUUCUAGCCCUGGGGAACCAUAUGAACGGGGGCAACAGGACCAGAGGACAGGCUGACGGCUUUGGACUGGAGAUCCUGCCCAAACUAAAGGACGUCAAGAGCAGGGACAAUCGUAUCAGUUUGGUUGACUAUGUGACAUCGUACUAUCUCCGCAACCUGGACGAGAACGCUGGAACAGAGAGAAGUGUCUUCCCUCUCCCUGAGCCUCAGGAUGUGUUCCUGGCUGCCCAGGUCAAGUUUGAAGACAUCACCAAGGACCUGAGACAGCUGAGACGAGACCUGACAGUGUGUGAGAAAGGAGUUCAGAAGGUGUGUUCCAGCUCAUCUGAAGAACAUCUCCAGCCAUUUAAGGACAAAAUGGAGUCGUUUGUUCUGAUUGCGAGUAAUGAACAAGAUGAAGUGCAUGCCCAGUUGAUGUUUGCACAAAAAAGCUUCCACGAGCUGGUGACGUUCUUAGGGUUGAAGCCCAAGACAGGAGAGACUGAAGUGGCGACAGGUCACUUCUUUAUGCUGUGGUUUGAGUUCUGUACCGACUUCAAGACCAGGUGGAAGAGAGAGAACAAGAAUAUAUCCAAAGAGAGGCUGAAAGAGGCCCAGCUGUCGGUGAAGAAGAUUACAGCAGACAAGAAGGUGGAGACUAGGAAGAUCAACCCUAAUAGUCUGAAAGACAGGCUACGCCAGAAGGAAGCUAACAUGGUGGCCACAAGCUGAGAGACAGAACAGGACAGAGAAGAUAUUCAUGAGAAAACUGAUGAGUUGAUUUUUGAGGUAAGUGGGGACUUCUCCCACCUUCUACCGCCCACACAGGAUGAUCAGGAUCAUACCAGUCUCUGUUCCUGCCCACCGUCUUAUACACCAAGCCUGGAACACUGCCCUCUGAACCUCCCCCUGCUGGAGACAAGAAGAAACCCCUAUGGUUCACAGGUCACAAAGUCGCAGAUGGAUUCACUGACCAACAGGAUACUGGCAAUAGGGGGAUGACUAUUUUCUGGUUCAUUUUUUAUGGGAGUAAUGUAUAUUCAUUUAAAAUAAUACAUGUUUUUCAGUCAAAUAACUGAUUAAUAUCUGGUCAAAUGAAACAAGACAGUGUAUCUAGAUUGUGUAGGAAACUUUUUCUUGUGUAGAUUUGUUUAUGUUUGUUUUCUGGUAUUCAAUAUCAGAAGUUUUGUCUCUGUGUUUUAUAAGAAAUGUAUCAUGUUUUUCACCUUAUAUUUCCACUGUCAAUCAUUACAUCAAUAUAGAUAACAAUCAUCUAUGUAUCUUGCCAUCGGUCUCUGUUAUUACAACUUCCCAGCAACCCAAAACAGUUCAACAAGGUGUACAAAUACGAGUUUAUUCACCAACCACUUUAUAUACUGUACAUAAAUAAUACAAUAGCAUGAACGUUAAGUGCCGUCUAACAGUGCAGGUUUAAAAUGAAUUGACAAACUCCUCAAGAGUUUCUGAAGUGAGCGUGUCCACUGAGAAUGAUACUUAGAGUGACAUUUGGAAGAAAUUAUGCAUUUUGACCUCAAAACAUAUUUUUGUUCAAACAUUAUUUUUUGUUUUUUUACAAAUCAACACAGAACUAAAAAAAAAAAAUCAGUUGAACACUAUUAAAUCUGUAAAUCAUGUCAUGUGAUUAUGAACUGAAAUGUAUUGAUGUGAAAUUUUAAUUGUAUUUAUGUGAACUAUUUAUAAUUGUAAAAUGUGAAAAACUUCAAUAAAGAUGAUUUAAAAAAAGAAAAAGGAAACAA
Molecule: messenger RNA, 7045 nt
Organism: Salmo salar (Atlantic salmon)
Lineage: Eukaryota; Metazoa; Chordata; Actinopteri; Salmoniformes; Salmonidae
Biological process (GO): cortical actin cytoskeleton organization; actin nucleation
Cellular component (GO): cytoskeleton; actin filament; cytoplasm
Molecular function (GO): microtubule binding; actin filament binding
Source: RefSeq, a predicted model, not a curated record